Salvia miltiorrhiza (redroot sage) is the source of this 757-nucleotide messenger RNA. RefSeq names its product 60S ribosomal protein L14-2. The transcript is spliced from 5 exons. The coding region runs from base 205 to 609 and encodes 134 amino acids. Gene Ontology annotation, molecular function: structural constituent of ribosome; RNA binding. NCBI's taxonomy places the organism in Eukaryota, Viridiplantae, Streptophyta, Magnoliopsida, Lamiales, Lamiaceae. Gene Ontology annotation, cellular component: cytosolic large ribosomal subunit; ribosome. Gene Ontology annotation, biological process: translation; ribosomal large subunit biogenesis. The record is from RefSeq and is a predicted model, not a curated record.
CCUUUGUUGUAUCGACUAACUGUUACUGGACCUCAUAGUUGUAUUAAUGGGCCGAGCUUCAACAUUACCGCCCAAAAUUCUAAAGCCCAAUUAGCGCUCGGAAAAACCCUAACCCUAAUCUCCCUUCACAAAACCUUCACUUUCAACCCUACCUCUCUCACUCUACACCCCGCAGACGGACGCACCACCAGAUCCCCGCUCAUCAUGCCGUUCAAGAGGUACGUGGAGAUCGGAAGGGUAGCCCUCGUUAAUUAUGGCGAGGACUAUGGCAAGCUUGUCGUCAUUGUAGAUGUCAUCGAUCAGAACCGGGCCCUUGUCGAUUCCCCUGAUAUGGUACGUAGUCAGAUGAACUUCAAGAGACUUUCUCUUACAGACAUCAAGAUUGACAUCAAAAGAGUUCCAAAGAAGAAAGCUCUUGUUGCUGCUAUGGAGGCUGCUGAUGUCAAAGGCAAAUGGGAAAAGAGCUCAUGGGGAAGGAAGCUCAUUGUUCAGAAGAGGAGGGCCUCUCUCAAUGACUUUGACCGCUUCAAGCUGAUGCUUGCCAAAAUCAAGAAGGCUGGUGUUGUCAGGCAGGAGCUUGCGAAACUUAAGAAAGAGACCGCAUCUUAGAAAGUAUAAUUUCUGUGGUUUAUGAGAAUUUGGCUUAGUAUUUUGGAAAUUGUUCUUGAAUACUUUGCAACAGUAAGGAUGCUUCAAUUUUGCCUAUUUAUGUUUGAACUUCAAAGUUUUAUAUUUUGUUGGUUGAAUUUGGCGUCAA